Molecule: messenger RNA, 786 nt
Organism: Neolamprologus brichardi
Lineage: Eukaryota; Metazoa; Chordata; Actinopteri; Cichliformes; Cichlidae
Source: RefSeq, a predicted model, not a curated record
AUGUGCUCUGUGGUCACAGGUCUUGAUUGCGGCUUACUUCUCUUCUCGGUGCUGAGCUGCAUAACUUAUGGAGUUUCAGGUUCUUCUACCUCUCCUCCUCCAUCAGCCUCGACUGCCUCCCUCCACCUCUCCUCUCUUUCUACUGUUUCCUUCUUCGCGGUGCUGUCAGUUUCCUCCAUAUUUGGGCUGCUACUGCUGGUUGUACUGGUUGUACUGGUGAGAAGAUGUGUCUGGAGGAAACCUGAAGAAAGAGAUCCUGCAGCAGCCACCGCUACCUACUCACCAGUGAGAAGAACCGUAUCGAACCAGCAGUAUGAGUCAAACAGGACGAGUGAGAAAGAUCCCCCAGCAGCUGCAACUGCAAUCUACUCGUCGGUGAGAAGAACAGCCUCAAACAGGACGAGAGAAAAAGAUCUCUCAGCGGCUGCCACCUACUCAUCGGUGAAACGAGCAGCAGCAGACGAGCAAAACGGAGCAAACGGGACCAAAGUGUGCGAUCCAGCCGCAGGUUACUCUUCGAUGCACGUAACAAGCGAAGUCAGUUACGGAGAAAUCGCCAUCAGGAAAAACAGCAGGCACAGAGAUCCUUCACCAGAGCCAGGGGUCAUCUACUCCGCACUGAAGUCAACAAUGACGCCUUCCAAACAGCCGAUCCAGUCUGACCAGCGAUGACGGCUGGCUGCUAAAUACAGUCCUGCACACCUCUGUGCAGCACAUGUUAUUUAUUUAAUUACAUGCUGUGUGUGUUUGCAGUUUUAUAGUUGCACUGAAAUAAAUGACUUGAAU